AUGGCAAUUGAGAACAAGCCGCCAUUGUUACUCCUCACAUAUCCACGUUCUGCAUCGAAUCUCCUCGUGCGUAUUCUUUCGUUGCCUCAACAACCAAAUACUGUCGCAGCGGAGAGUGGAGGUUACUUCUUCUACGAUGCACGUGAUCAUGUUCGCCAGAGCAAGUUACAAGAACGGCUUCCAGCAGAAUGGACUGAGCAAGAAUGGGAAGCAAUGGCAGACAAAAUUCAGUCGUGCUACGACAACUUCAAGGGUCUUAUCGAUCGGGCCGAAACCGAAGGAAAGCGGGCGGUGAUCAAGGAGCACGCGCCAUGGUUGAUCUGCCCUCGUGUACAGGCCAGCUAUGUCCAUGGCCAAGAGUAUCUUGAUGCACCAUUCAAGGUCAAAGAUGAAGCUUCUCCUGUCGGCCAGCUGAUGGCCGGGAUACCGAGGAAUGAGACUGUCUUGCCCGACGCAAUUCUACUAAGAUGCGUGCCCACUUUCCUCGUCAGGCAUCCAGCGCUGGCGUUCCCGUCUUACUUCCGUGCGAAGAUGUCUUUCUCGACCAAAAAGCUGGAGGAUCACGUGGUGGACAUGACGGCGAUUUGCACUUUGCGAUGGACUCGCAACUUAUAUGAUUGGUACACUGCCGCAUGGAAGGGACAGAAGUCACCAAUUAUUCUGGACGCAGACGACAUUAUCAACAACCGUGAGGUGCCUCGUCACUUCUGCGAUCUUGUGGGCCUCGAUGCUGGCAAGGUUCAGUUCCAGUGGGAUGCUGCGACCCCAGAGAAUAUGCCUCAGAAUCCCGUGGAAAGUCGCUUUCGCAGUACACUGUUGGCCUCUUCCGGCAUCGUUGCGGGCAAAACUUUACAGGGCUUGUCAAUUGAAAAGGAAGCAGUCAAAUGGAGGGCCGAGUUUGGGGAUUCUGUGGCGGCAAAGCUACAACAGUUGAUUCAGGAUGCCAUGGCGGACUAUGAAUAUCUUUGGAGUCGCAGGCUCACCGUGUAG
Messenger RNA from Penicillium diatomitis, 990 nucleotides. RefSeq lists its product as uncharacterized. The transcript has a single exon. The record is from RefSeq and is a predicted model, not a curated record. Bases 1 to 990 code for a protein of 329 amino acids. Lineage: Eukaryota; Fungi; Ascomycota; Eurotiomycetes; Eurotiales; Aspergillaceae.